CGCAGUCAAAUGACCUUCAAUUUCCUCUGUUAUUUGAUCAGGUAUCUUGGGCAAGGCCGCCAUAAUGGCUGAGGCGAAUCGAGGAUGUGGGCUUCACGAAGAAUCGUCUUUGUGGGUAUCCAGGUGGGCGAAACGUCAGUUUCUUGCGUCUGGAUUUUUCAGGAGUAUGUAUUCUUUUCAGGUGUGUGAAGUUCUCGAGUCCAGCUAUCAUCACUGGACAACGGUCCUGGUAGUCCUUAUUGGUUGUUCUGUCCCGGACAAAAGCGGUUUCUCGGUACUAUCCCAGAUCCCCAAGAAGUUCCGGACCUCGGAGAAAAGGGAAGCGUUAGAUGCGCUAGAUUUUUGUCUUAAAACACCACAGAACUUGCAAGCGGAAACACAGUUGGACUGCAUAGGUUAA
This is a messenger RNA of Dicrocoelium dendriticum, 400 nucleotides long. Lineage: Eukaryota; Metazoa; Platyhelminthes; Trematoda; Plagiorchiida; Dicrocoeliidae. The record is from the annotation of a GenBank genome assembly.